Messenger RNA from Thunnus maccoyii (southern bluefin tuna), 1688 nucleotides. RefSeq names its product pinhead (gene pnhd). NCBI's taxonomy places the organism in Eukaryota, Metazoa, Chordata, Actinopteri, Scombriformes, Scombridae. The record is from RefSeq and is a predicted model, not a curated record. The transcript is spliced from 7 exons. Bases 555 to 1514 code for a protein of 319 amino acids.
UCUGCGAGGUCUGGCCAUUUGGUGUCAUGUUGAAUAAACACAAAGGUGCUGGGAGUUUUCUGAAGGGGAGGCUCAGGCCCCCACGCUGAUCCUGUUUAUGAGUUUGGGUCAGGUUUUGUUUUAAGUCAGAGGUGCUAAACACCUUCCCCCUGAGAUAAAAGAUGAUUAAUGCCUUUGAAUGAGCGCCGCUUUAAUGGCUCAAGGCUACUUAAGCACUUCAUUAGGGUGAGCUCGGGCCUGGUUGACACACUCGAGCCACUGGAUCCUCUCUGCUGCAGAAACAGACAAGAGGUGAAAACUCAAUGCUUUAUUUUGGAGGUCGCCUUUGAAGUGGCCCCUGGCUGUAAGAACACCAUCACCACAAAGCAUUCAGCAUGGAAAUUUGAUUAGCUCUCCCCUUUUUUUUUUUUUUUUUUUGACUCCACACCACUUUGAGACCUUGUUUUCAGGUGACAUCUGGGGUUGAAUCUUGAUCCUGUAUAAAUAUCAGAGGCGUCAGCGAGAAGAGGGACACUCAGGAUCUGGCAGCUGACGAGCAGAUUUGAACUAAAGCCAUGGAUGUACUCAGACUGUGCCUUCUUCUCCUGUGUGCCCUCCACCUGACCUCAACGGGAGUGUUGAGCAAACACAUCACAGAUCACAGAAACCUGUUCUCACAGAGAGUGUGCUGUAAAAGACAGAGCCACUUUGUCUAUAUCGGCCAAGACAUCUCUGGGAGUCCUGUCAGUGUGGAUGUGGGAAUGUGCAGGUCUCACUGUGGGGGGGCACCUAGGCCAUCACAUGAAGCAGGACAGCAGGAAUCCUCAAAACAUUCCUCAAUGCUGGAAUUUCUCAGGAGCAAAAAAUUGCGGACGCGCGGAGCUGCUGCUGCAGAGAGCUCAGAGCCGCUGAAGCAGCUGCCCUCCUGCGGGCUGAACCAGGUGUGUGAGCCGACCGGGAUGCGCGUGGACCGGGUGCUUCUGUUCGAGGGGCCCCGGGAGGUGGAGGUCAUCGAGGAGUGCCACUGUGAGAUCAAGCUGACCCAGUGCAUCCGCGUCCCCGCACUGAGGACUUAUUACUCCGAGACGCCGUAUGAGACAGUCAUCGACGUGGGAGGAUGCUCCCGGUCCAAGGGCUCUCCAGAGGGAUUUUCCUGUGUUCCCACAAAGUUUGACUCAGCCUUGGUGGAAACUCCCAACAAAGUGGAUCUCAUCCAGACAGUUGCGGCCUGUGAGCUGAAGGAGAGCUGCUACAGGGUCCCAUAUGUGGAGUAUUACUAUGAAAUAGUCCACCAUGCGGACGGAGUCAAAGAGGAGAGACUCAAAGAAAUAGAUGUGGGCAGAUGUAUGGGAGGUUGCACUACAGGAAACCGAUGCCUUCUCAGGAGUCCAUCUGAUCCAGAAAUUUGCCACUUGUGGACUGAAAGACAGUCCAAUUCCUGCGUUCCUCAGGGCUAUGAGAGUAACAGCUUCCUCAACCAGCAUGGACAGAUACGCACCGUCCUCUCCAUUACUUCCUGCCUUUGCCAAAACUGAAGAUAGCUCCCCCUACUGGAAAACAACUCCCAAGAUCUACUCAGCUCCAAAGCUUUGACCCACAGUGGCUGCAUAACUCCAGCAAACAACUGGGACAUUUGUUCAAGAAUUUGCUACCCUAAAGUAUUAUUGUAUUAUAUGUAAUAUAUGUAAAAUCCUAAUUUUGUAAAUAAA